Molecule: messenger RNA, 306 nt
Organism: Sphenostylis stenocarpa
Lineage: Eukaryota; Viridiplantae; Streptophyta; Magnoliopsida; Fabales; Fabaceae
Source: the annotation of a GenBank genome assembly
AUGGAGGGCCGUGUUGUAGAAGAAGAUUAUGGCAAACGUCAUACAAAAGUCCUAUGUCACAUGGACAUGAUGGAAUCUGAUAAGCAGGGUUAUAGAGCUGGUGAGACCAAGCCUCCAACUCAGGAGCCGUUCAACCAGAAGAUGGGCAAUGUGGAGCAGAAGGCCGAAUAUGCAAAGGAGAAAACGAAAGGGGUGGCCCAAGAGAAGAGUGAUCAAAGUAAAGAAAAGGCCUCAGAGAUGGGCCAGUCUACGAAGGAAUGGGCCCAGUGCGGAAAGGUAAAAGAAAUGGCCCAAGAGUGUUACUGA